AUGCUGCCCUUCCUUAAUCUGAUAUUGCAAUCACUGACUCUAUGGCAAAAGGUCACCCUCAAGGAAAACGCUUCUCCGGAAGAACUCACCAAGGCCAAAGAAAAGGCCAAGGCCGAUGGAGGAGAGAUCAAGCACGAAUUCACCCUUAUUAAGGGGUUUACCGUCGAGUUCCCUGAUGACAAGGUCGGCGUCCUCCAGACAAACGAGCACAUCCACGUCGAGCAGGACAGCGAGGUCAGGACCCAAUGA
Molecule: messenger RNA, 249 nt
Organism: Fonsecaea pedrosoi CBS 271.37
Lineage: Eukaryota; Fungi; Ascomycota; Eurotiomycetes; Chaetothyriales; Herpotrichiellaceae
Exons: 2
Coding region: 1-249 (82 amino acids)
Biological process (GO): vacuole fusion, non-autophagic
Molecular function (GO): endopeptidase inhibitor activity
Source: RefSeq, a predicted model, not a curated record